This is a messenger RNA of Carlito syrichta (Philippine tarsier), 687 nucleotides long. RefSeq names its product family with sequence similarity 167 member B (gene FAM167B). NCBI's taxonomy places the organism in Eukaryota, Metazoa, Chordata, Mammalia, Primates, Tarsiidae. The transcript has 2 exons. The record is from RefSeq and is a predicted model, not a curated record. Bases 195 to 677 code for a protein of 160 amino acids.
CACUUGACCUCACAUACCCAUCUGCUCAUUCCCCUUGUCACACUCAGCUCCCUAACCCACCUUGCGCAUUCACAACUCACACUCCCCACCUACUCUCCAACCUCAGCUUCUGCCGCCUCUCCCUGGGCAACAUUGCCAGCCUUUUCUCUAAUCCCAGAGCAGCAGUCCUGCCCUUCACUCACCUCAACUUCACCAUGUCCCUGGGGCCACUGAAAUUCCAGGCAGUGGGUGAAGAGGACGAGGAGGAGGAAAGCCUGGACUCUGUGAAGGCGCUGACGGCCAAGCUGCAACUGCAGACUCGGCGGCCCUCAUAUCUGGAGUGGACAGCCCGGGUCCAGAGCCAGGCCUGGCGCAGGGCCCAAGCUAAACCUGGGCCAGGGGCACCUGCGGCCAUCUGUGGCUUUGACUCAAUGGACUCCGCCCUUGAGUGGCUCCGACGGGAGCUGCGGGAGAUGCAAGCUCAGGACCGACAGCUGGCCGGGCAGUUGCUGCGGCUGCGGGCCCGGCUGCAUCGGCUGAAGGUGGACCAAGCCUGCCACCUGCACCAGGAGCUACUGGAUGAGGCCGAGCUGGAGCUGGAGCUGGAACCCGGGGUCAGCCUGGCCUUGGCCCCGCCGUUGCGACACCUGGGCCUCACUCGCAUGAACAUCAGCGCCCGACGCUUCACUCUCUGCUGAGGGCCACCUG